This is a messenger RNA of Dipodomys ordii (Ord's kangaroo rat), 2248 nucleotides long. RefSeq names its product serine incorporator 2 (gene Serinc2). Bases 237 to 1637 code for a protein of 466 amino acids. The transcript has 13 exons. The record is from RefSeq and is a predicted model, not a curated record. NCBI's taxonomy places the organism in Eukaryota, Metazoa, Chordata, Mammalia, Rodentia, Heteromyidae. Gene Ontology annotation, cellular component: membrane.
CCUGGAGCUGCUUUCAGAUAUUACAGCACCCAUGGGUGGAUGUAGAAGGAACUGAGUUCUCCAGACAAGACUCACCCUUCUGGCUGUUCCUGGUAGCCUGGAUCUCAAAGACAACUUUCUUUGAAGACAGGGCUAUUCCUACGAACUACUCUGAAGGCUGAGAUCUGGAGGAUUGCAGUUUCAAACUAGCCUGGGCAGAAGUCUGCCAGAUUCUAUCUUUGAGGAAGAGAGAUUUGAUGUUCUUUCCUUUGCCACUGAUGAGAAGCGUGAGGCUGAAGGAGGCGGAAGAGCCACCAGAAGCACGCUACACAGCCUCCUGCCUCUGCGGCUCUGCCCCCUGCAUCCUGUGCAGCUGCUGCCCCUCCAGCCGCAACUCCACUGUGAGCCGCCUCCUGUUCACCGGCUUCCUCUUCCUGGGAGUGCUGGUCUCCAUCAUCAUGCUGAGCCCGGGGGUGGAGAGUCAGCUGUACAAGCUCCCCUGGGUGUGCGAGGAUGGGGCCCAGACCCCCCUUGUUCUGCAGGGCCCCCUGGACUGCGGCUCCCUGCUGGGCUUCCGCGCGGUCUACCGCAUGUGCUUCGCCACCGCAGCCUUCUUCUUCCUUUUUACCUUGCUCAUGGUGUGCGUGCGCAGUAGCCGGGACCCCCGGGCCGCCAUCCAGAAUGGGUUUUGGUUCUUUAAGUUCCUGGUCCUCGUGGGCAUCGCCGUGGGUGCCUUCUACAUACCAGAUGGCUCCUUCUCGAAGAUCUGGUUCUACUUUGGCGUUGUGGGCUCCUUCCUCUUCAUCCUCAUCCAGCUCAUCCUGUUGGUCGACUUUGCCCACUCCUGGAACCAGCGGUGGCUGGGCAAGGCCGAGGAGUGCGACUCCCGUGGCUGGUACGCAGGUCUCUUCUUCUUCACCUUCCUCUUCUAUGCACUCUCUGUCGCGGCCAUUGCCCUGAUGUUCAUCUACUACACGAAGCCGGGAACCUGCCAUGAGGGCAAGAUCUUUGUCAGCCUCAACCUCACCUUCUGCGUCUGUGUCUCCAUCAUUGCUGUCCUGCCCAAAGUCCAGGAGGCCCAGCCCAACUCAGGUCUGCUGCAGGCCUCCGUUGUCACCCUGUACACUAUGUUUGUCACCUGGUCAGCCCUGUCCAACGUCCCUGACCAGAAGUGCAACCCUCACCUGCCGGGCCCCCAGAGCAACAAGACGCUCCCCGAAGGCCCUGCGUACUACGAGACCCAAUGGUGGGACGCCCCGAGCAUCGUGGGCCUGGUCAUCUUCAUCCUGUGCACGCUCUUCAUCGGCCUGCGCUCGUCCGACCACCGGCAGGUGAACAGCCUGAUGCAGACAGAGGAGUGUCCGGAGGCCACGCAGCAGCAGCAGCAGCAGCAGGUGGUGGCCUGCAAGGGCCAAGCCUUUGACAAUGAGCAGGAUGGUGUCACCUACAGCUACUCCUUCUUCCACUUCUGCCUGGUGCUGGCCUCCCUGCACGUCAUGAUGACGCUCACCAACUGGUACAGCCCCAGUGAGACUCGAAAGAUGAUCAGCACAUGGACGGCCGUGUGGGUGAAGAUCUGUGCCAGCUGGGCAGGGCUAUGCCUCUACCUGUGGACUCUGGUGGCCCCCCUGCUCCUGCCCAACCGAGACUUCAGCUGAGGCAGUACCUGCGCCUCCCGCACAGCGGCCACCAGCCCACCCCCCUCCCCAGGUCAGCCAAGCUGAGCCCCCGUCCUCAUCCAAGAAGUGCCCGGAGCUGGGCACCUUCAUUCUUAGUGCCUUAGGGUGUCAGCAGCAGCUCAUACCAGAGCCCCAACCUCUGCCACCCCCAACCACAAGCUGCCUCCUCCUUCCCUGCCUCUGAUCACCCACACAAGAGCCCCCCUUAUCUCAGUGUCCUGAGUAGGGACCAAAGAGAUAACUGGUCAGAGCUGCUCAGAGGACAGCAACUAUAUGCAAGGGUCCCUGGCACUGAGGCAGGGCCUUUGGCUCUGGCCCUUUCCUGGACCGUGUGCCUUACUGACUCUCUAAGACUCUGCCCAAUAUACAAACCUCUCUGUAUGCCUUCCCAUGUCCUGUACCCUCAGCCUUGCUCCUGCAGCCGUGGAGCGGGGUGAGGGGAGCGGAAGGUCGGGAUUGAGGCCAAUGCCUGGCCCGGCCUUGAGUCCUGGACAGCCUGGGAAGUGGGGGCCAGUGGAAAAGGAGGAGCAGAGAUUCAAAGCCAGCCUGGGCAGGAAACCUUGUGAAACUCUUAUCUCCAAUAAACUACU